Molecule: messenger RNA, 3229 nt
Organism: Ictalurus furcatus (blue catfish)
Lineage: Eukaryota; Metazoa; Chordata; Actinopteri; Siluriformes; Ictaluridae
Gene: chrm2b
Product: cholinergic receptor, muscarinic 2b
Exons: 2
Coding region: 938-2353 (471 amino acids)
Biological process (GO): adenylate cyclase-inhibiting G protein-coupled acetylcholine receptor signaling pathway; chemical synaptic transmission; regulation of smooth muscle contraction
Cellular component (GO): dendrite; synapse; plasma membrane
Molecular function (GO): G protein-coupled acetylcholine receptor activity; G protein-coupled serotonin receptor activity
Source: RefSeq, a predicted model, not a curated record
UAUUUACUUUUUGGAGAUUUAGAUGCCAUACACAGACAAGCAGGAACCUUGGCAUCUGGGCAAAGACAUGUGACUGGUUUGUCUCUGCUGACAUCCGGACCUGGGAGUUCAUUAAUGCAAGUUGGAACUACAAGCGCAGGAGCAGUUAAUGGGCUAGAAAUGUAUGGGGUACUUCUGAAGUCUCAGAGCUAAUAAAGUCAUUUCUCACACACACACACACCAGAGUAUUAUACCGUUCUUUAUGCUGUCAAGUGUCAAGUGUGGAAUUGAAAUCUGAUGAUGAACAGACUGCUGUGAAAUGGUUUCCGAGGAAAUCAGGCUAAGAGCAUAAAACCUGUGAACAUAAAGUCUUUAGAAAACACCACUUUUAAUUAAAUUAUUCAGAUUGCUGAAUACAACUGCGUCACUUUUUCCGACUCAAACGAAUAAAGAAUAUUUACUGAACAAAUAUAAGUCAAUGUGUCAAGUAUUCAAAUCAUAUCUGAAUGUAUACUCUUAUCCUGUCGCAUCUGAAGCUAAAAUAUUGUUUCUGUGAAAAUGGCAUGUUUAUAAAUGGUUGCGAUAUAUGACUUUAAAGAGCUUAACUGUACACCUCUGUCACUUUUCCAUGUUUCCUGGCACCCCAUUUAAACACACAUUCACACACCUGGUCUCUCUUGACUUGAUAGCAAUCUGGCGCCAAGCUGCACAAAGGAAAUAAAUAUAACAUCAGGCAGUCACUGUUUGAAAAGAUAAUUUGUUUGGCAAACAGACUCCCCCAUAUACACACACACUCCCUCUCUCACUUUUCUCUCGCUUAGCAAUAUGGGGAGUGCCAAGAAUUAAUGUAGGACAUUUUUGCAGUUAUUAAUUUCUUAAUUUCUUGCUACCUGAAACAAAAUGUACCCCCUGCAUUUUUAUAUGUCUAACGGUCAGUCUUUAUGUUUGCGUUUAGGUCAUGAUGAAGAUCCACAGUGGUGUAAGUGUACAAUCAGACCCAGGAAAGAUGGACUCUAACUUAAGCCUUGCUGUAUGUUUCGGCUAUGCCAAUAAGACAAAUCCGCAUGUGCAGUGUCCUUUCAGGCUGGCAGAGAUGGUGCUCAUCAUCCUGGGAUUGAGCUCUUUGAGUCUGCUUACAGUUAUCGGCAAUGUUCUGGUCAUUGUCUCCAUCAAGGUCAAUAAGAGCCUCCAGACAGUUAAUAACUACUUCCUCUUCAGCUUAGCAUGUGCAGACCUCAUCAUCGGCGUGUUUUCCAUGAACCUCUAUACAAUCUACAUUGUGAUUGGCUUCUGGCCUUUAGGGCCUGUCAUCUGUGACCUGUGGUUGGCUCUCGACUAUGUGGCGAGCAACGCCUCUGUCAUGAAUCUCCUCAUCAUCAGCUUUGACCGCUACUUCUGUGUCACCAAGCCGCUUAGCUACCCAGUCAAGAGAACGACCAGGAUGGCGGGUAUGAUGAUCGCAGCCGCCUGGAUCUUGUCCUUUGUCUUGUGGGCUCCAGCCAUCCUCUUCUGGCAGUUCUUCAUGGGUGAGCGCACGGUGCCCAAAGGCGAAUGUUACAUUCAGUUCUUUUCCAAUGCUGCAGUCACUUUUGGCACGGCCAUCGCUGCGUUCUACCUGCCUGUGGUCAUCAUGAGUGUGCUGUACUGGCAGAUCUCCAGGGCUAGUCGCAGCCGAGUCAAAAGGAGAGACUGUCACAAGACGUAUGGGGUUAGUCAGGAGGGCAGGACUCAGGCCACUGUCUUGGCCACUGAAGAGAACAGAGAAAGGAAGAAAAGCAAGGAAGCAGACGGUUUGCAAGUACAGCACAUUUGUUCCAGCACUAUUAUAGGUGAGGACAAGGAGAGUGAAAAUGACUCCACAUCAGGCAGUGUCUUGGCUUCAUCCAGUCCGAGAGAGGAUGCGGUUUCUAAUGGUGACGUUAAGAGCGCUCAAACAAAGACUUUGCCUCAAGUAAAAACAAGUUGUGCCAAACUUACUUUUUUGAGAAUUUCAUCACAAGAGACCAUAGGUAACAGUCCAAAUCAGAACAACAGCCAUCACAAGGAGAGACAGAGUCUGGUGGCUCUGAUCUUCAUGCCUCCGAACAAGAAAAAGAGGAAGAAUGGGAGCUACAGAGAGAGGAAGGUUACAAGGACUAUCAUGGCUAUUCUUCUGGCCUUUGUGAUCACAUGGACCCCUUACAAUGUCAUGGUGCUGAUCAACACUUUCUGCUCUCGCUGCAUCCCUAACUCCAUGUGGGUGCUGGGCUACUGGCUUUGUUACAUCAACAGCACGGUUAACCCCGCCUGCUAUGCCCUGUGCAAUGCCACCUUCAAGAACACUUUCAAGCAGCUGCUGUUGUGCAAGUACAAAAACAUUCGCACAGUCAGAUAAAACAUGCAUGUGUUUUACAAGAAGUUAUUGAGUUUAAUGUAAGAUUUUGGUUCCAUAUCCAAAAAUCUCUGAGCACUCUUGCUGGAUCAGAAAAACAGAAAACAGUGAUGGCAUUAAUAUGCCCUUACACCAUGAGAGGGGCAUGUCACAUUCAAGUCACGUUCAGAAUGUGGCUUGGAAAUGAACAGGGCUGAAAAGCUGGAGGUACCCAGCGGAAACAGUUACAGCUUUGUAAAGGUUGUGUCAGUAUGACUUCAAAUAAAGCUAGAGCUUUGUUACGAAAAACAAGAGAAACCAAUAACCAUUUAAGAUCAUAAUUCGAACCAGAACAAGUUGAUGAGAUUGGUCAGUCAAUUAUUCCUUCAUUCAUCUUCAGUAACCGCAUUAUCCUGGUCAGGGUCGUGGUGGAUCUGGAGUCCAUCACGGGACCACUGGGCAUGAGGAAGAGACGCUAGCAGGGCACCAGCGCACACACAUAUGGGGGAAACCCACACAGACAUGAGGAGAGCAUGCACAGACAGUAGCCCGAGUUUAGGAUGGAACCAGGGAACUGGAGCUGAGAGGCUGCAAUGCUACCCACUGCACCACCGUGCUGCUACACUCCAUACACUUAUUCAUAAAUAAAGACUCUCAAGCCUUGACCUAAUGCAUGUAAUGUAGUAUAGCAAUAUUCUAAGAUAAAACUCUGAUGAUAAAUAAAGAAUGCCAUGCUUUGCUCUAUGAAUUAAUGCAUACAGUGUUUAUGGUUGUGUUUCUAGUUUCUGUGAAAAAAACUAAUAUCUUUAUGUGUUAAAAACCUGUAUGACAAUUAUACCCUUAAAAUAUACUUCAGACAUGAAGGAAGUUAUUGGAGAUAAAGUAUUUCAGACAUUUAAC